GAGAGAAAGUGUGAUUCUCCGGCACCCAAGAAUGGUGGGGCGUAUUGUGUUGGGGAGAGUACGGACACUCGAGCAUGCCUUCACGCCUUCUGUCCCGUUGAUGGUCAAUGGGGAGCUUGGGCACCUUGGAGCUCAUGCUCCUCAACUUGUGGAGCUGGUCUACGACAACGUACUCGCAAGUGUGACUCACCACCACCUAGCAAUGGCGGCAAACAUGAUGUCUAUGGUGUUAGUUGUGCAACGAAAUAAGGAAGGAAUGGAAGUGCUGGAUGCUUCCAUUCAAGGCCUAAAUUCGAAUUACUGUGUUCGGAUUCGUUUUACUGUUGUUUGUUAG
This is a messenger RNA of Rodentolepis nana, 334 nucleotides long. The record is from the annotation of a GenBank genome assembly. NCBI's taxonomy places the organism in Eukaryota, Metazoa, Platyhelminthes, Cestoda, Cyclophyllidea, Hymenolepididae.